Messenger RNA from Bombyx mori (domestic silkworm), 3010 nucleotides. RefSeq names its product histone deacetylase 11 (gene HDAC11). Lineage: Eukaryota; Metazoa; Arthropoda; Insecta; Lepidoptera; Bombycidae. Gene Ontology annotation, molecular function: histone deacetylase activity. The record is from RefSeq and is a predicted model, not a curated record. Bases 152 to 1144 code for a protein of 330 amino acids. Gene Ontology annotation, cellular component: histone deacetylase complex. The transcript has 8 exons.
UAAACGUCAAUUCAAUAUUGAUGUUUUCGCAAAAAUGGGAAAUUCGCGAAAUUGCGUUUUUCCGCGAAAUGAAAAUUCCAGAAAUUUAAGUGAACAUAAGUCUAUAGUAAAUUAAAAAUUUUCAUCAAUCAAUAAAAUCAAAUUAGAGAAAAUGACAAGUCUGUACUUCGAUAUAAGCCAAGAGCAAUGGCCAAUAGUAUAUGAUGACAAAUACAAUGUUUCGGUUUUUGGUCUCGAGAAGUUUCAUGUAUUUGACGCUAAAAAGUGGCGGAAUAUUGUUCAGUAUUUAAGGAAUGCACAACUUAUAACGGAUGAACGCCUAGUGAAGCCAAAAGAAGCCCAGAAGAGUGAUUUGCUUGUUGUCCAUACAAAGCGGUAUCUCAAAUCUUUGAAUUGGAGCGCAAGAGUGGCUAUAAUCGCAGAAGUACCACUUGUAUCUUUAUUACCAAAUUUCCUGGUUCAAUACGCUUAUUUAAAGCCGAUGAGGUUACAAACAGGUGGUUCAGUUCUUUGUGGUAAGCUGGCAUUGGAGCGUGGGUGGGCUAUCAAUGUGGGUGGUGGCUUCCACCACUGCAGUGCUCAAAAAGGCGAAGGUUUCUGUCCGUAUGCUGACAUAACGCUGCUGAUACGGUUCCUCAUGAUGAAUAACUUAAUAGAGACUGCUAUGAUUGUCGAUUUGGAUGCUCAUCAGGGAAAUGGUUACGAAAAGGAUUUCCUGGGUGUUCCCGAAGUAUACAUAAUGGAUAUGUACAAUAGAAAUAUUUUCCCGAAAGACAAAGAAGCGAAGAAGGCGAUACGAAGGAAAGUGGAACUCGGGAAUCUGGUUGAGGACAUGGAAUAUAUGCUGAAAUUGCGAUUGAAUUUAAAAGCAGCCUUUAAUGAAUUCAAACCGGAUAUAGUUGUGUACAACGCGGGCACUGAUAUUUUGGACACAGAUCCUUUGGGACACAUGAGCAUAAGUGAAUGUGGGAUAAUAAAACGGGACGAAUACGUAUUCGAGAUGUGUAAAGGUCUCCGCGUGCCCAUAGUCAUGCUGACCAGCGGCGGCUAUCUGAGGAGGACCGCGCGGAUCAUAGCCGAGUCGAUCAUUAACUUGCACGGCAAAGGUCUAAUAUACGGAAGCUGUAAAGACAGUAAAUGGUAAAUGAAAUGUUGAAUGGCGUUAUCGGAACGUGAGGGUACAGAGAGCUGUUAAGACUUGUGUAGUAGUGAAAUUGUUAUAGAAUAUUAUUAUUUUCCUACCUAAGCUGAUAGCCUUUUGAGAGGCUAUUUCAGCGUAACCUUAACUAGUAGGUGAGCUCACGGGGCUUAAACCGCAGUGAUGCUAACAUUGACCCAAGCAAGAGCAGUGCUUCGCAGAAUCUACCACCGGAUCGGAAACGCGACCCACUGAGGAGAUCCGGCGAGAAACUCAUUAGGCUAUUGAAUAUUGAAGAUGUUUCUAUUAUAUAUACAUACGUUUUAUAGUUCCCAUGUUUGUUCGUAUUCAACGCCCGUCCUAAGGCUGGGUUCACACGACAUUGUCUACGAUUUUAAACGGACACUCCGAGGAUUGUUCUUACGAUCGAUUUUCAUUUGUAUUAAAUACGAAAGGCCACGAAAGUUAUCACAGAGUUUUAAACAGGAGUAUUUUAAGAACCGUUUUCAGAAAUUCAGACCCAGAGGUUCCAAGCUAUCCGUAAGAAUGUAAUUAUCGACAAUGCGAACGGCCAUUUUCUGUGUGGAGUGAAAUAGAAGUAGCUGGUAUUUGGGAGCCCCGGCCUGAAGGUGGGAACAGUACUCCACGCUAGGCUGAAUCUGUGCUUUGUAAAGCAAAAGUUUUUGUAAAACCAAAUGCAUAUACCCAACCAUAUACCAAGACCAUUAUCAGAAGGCGAAGACAAUAUGACUUAUGUAUUUAUUGGUGACGAGGGGGAAGUCCGUUUCUACACAAAGAAGCAGUUGUGAUGGGGUCGAUGAAGUUGCCUCAAUCCCAUAAAUAGCCUGCCGGUUCAGCCUUGACCUUAUAAGGCUAGUCCUGAUUCUUUCGAGCCUGACGGCUUGGUACAGGAGCCCCUCGGAUGGCGCAUAUCGCGUCCCAGAGUCAAGUCAGCAGCAACGCAUGAGUGCUAGCUUUCCAGAAGUUCCCCGUCGAUGUCACCCCCCAUGGGAGGAAACCGUAGCGGUAUCCAGGUUGAUGAUGAUUUGCUCUACAUAUAAUAACUAUUUACUACGUCUUUGGAGAGGAAUAUCAGAAGAUGUACCUAAAAAUAUAUGUUACUAGAAGCCAGCAGAUGUAGCUAAAAAAAAAUAUUUCACUGCCGCCUAAAAUUAAUUUAUUUUAGAACCCGCAAACUACCAGAAUUUUAGCAGUUUAACACUAUUGUUUUUAUUUGAUUAGCCGGGCCGACUAGCUUACGGUUAAUCUGGUUUUAUUUUGUUAUCAAGGCCUAGUUUGAAGGGAGGUGUAUUCUCAAAACAAGUAUGAGAGAAAAAAAAGUCUUUCGAUCAUAGUGUUUUGUUAUUGCGAUGGAAGUAAUCAGCAGUGACCACACCGCCUCGCGAGCUCUGUACCGUAACCAUUGUAAAGAGAAGGUUUAGUUAGAAAUAAUCGAUGUAUUAAAGACGUUUUGUGCCAAAUUAGUUUAGUUAUGUCAUCAAGCAAACUAUAAUAUUUAUUGUUAAUGAAUUCCUUAAUGUUGUAGCCAUGUGAUAAUAAGCAACAGGGCGAACAUUAAAAACGAAAUUUAAAUAGCAGAUAUAUGUUAAAUAUUUUUGUGAAAUGUUAAUUAACAAAAAUUAUCUGUAAUAAUCUAGAAAGUUCGAAUGCUUUUUCUAAAAUCGAUUUAAACACAAAUCAAAAUGUUUCUAAUGUUUGUUUGGUUUCAAAUGACGUUAUUGGCUGUAAUUUAAUUCAACCAACUUCUAUAAAAUUAGCGCGAAUUUUUUGAAAAAGGAACAUCCCGUUUCCUGUUCUUGUAUUGAUAGAUUAUAAUUGUUUAUUUGAAAAUAAAUGUUUCUUUGUUAUAAA